GGCGAUGACAACGCCUGGCUCUGGCGACCGAGUCCGGUCAACCAGAAUCUUCCAAAGGACAGUGAAGCGCACCGAAUCCACUCGAACCGUGCGGAGAACGCGUUCCUUCCUGCCGUACGCGAAGUGGAUGAGGGGCGAGGCACACCAGCGAGCUCGACAGGAUGGGCGAGACGAAGAUGUCACAGAGCCUGUGGAGGAAGCGCUCGUGCCCCAACAAGCCUUUCCCGCAAUGUCGAUUCCUCGGCGCGGCCUCUGCCCGAUGCCGGACUCCCCCGACGGCAACGUCUGCAGCGUAGCUGUCCAGGCGUUUCCAAGCGUCGUCCACCAGGGGGUGCAGGUCGAGUUUGACGAGCACGACUGCAUCACCAGGCUCGUAGAGCUCCAAAUUGCCAUGAACGAGCAAGAGGAGGUCCGGCGCCAGGACAUGAAGGCUGCCUGCGAACUGGUCGAGAAACUGGAAGCGAUGCAGCUCUCCGAGUCACUCAUGAGGACACAGCUGCGUGCCAUGGACGCCGAGCGCCGGGAGCAGAGCGCGCGCGAGGCGCGACUUCGGGACGAACUGACGGCGUGGCAGGAGACGGUGCAGCAGCAGCAGCUCCUGCUGCAGCAGCUCAAGGAGGACCUGGACGACACCGAGGACACGCUGGCCGCCCAGAGGCAGGAGGCCAACAGGCUCCGGGAGCAGAUGCUCGUGCUCCAGGAGAGCUGCGACAGCGGCCUACUUAUGGUGGACGUCCUAGGAAGGGCCGACAAGGAAGUCCAGACGCCCGACAGUGGACAGCAACCGUUGUCCAGCUCAUCGCCUUACAAAGGAAUCAGGCUGGACAGCUCCUCGCCGGUGUACCUGGACCAGCUGAGCCAGCACCGGCGGCUGUCGGCGCUGGUGAGCUCGCAGCUGGAGGCCACCGCCAACAGGAUCGCCCAGCUGCGAAGGGAGGCGGCCGCCAACCGGCCCCGGGGAUCGGCGAUCGACGAAUACGUCCAGGACUUGGCUGACAAGGAGGCCAUCGUGCAUCAACUUCUGCUGGAACAGCAACAGAUGGAUGAACUCCUGUCGGAACACGACAAGAUCUUGGCUCACACCAGAAGCGAAAGCUUGAAGUCCAAGGAAGGCCAGAUGACCCCCACCUUGCAGACAGAGGAAGAAAAGCUGUGCCUGGUGGGCGCCCGCUGCCUCCAUGAGAACCACCCCGAGGUGAUCGCGCGCCAGGCUCGGCUACUGCAGCGCCUGCAGGUGGACAGGAUCGGAGUGUUCAGGACGCCUACGCCGCUCGACCGAUCAUCGGCAGGAUCCUUGCCUAGGAGAGCGGAGCCAACGCAGAGGCCAUACCAUGCCCUUCUCUCACAGUACCCCGUUCAUCGAUACGGUCCCAGGCCGAGCGUGCGAGCUGCGGGAGCCCCGGCCACGGGCGCGAGCGGCAGCAGCGCGGGCGGUGCAUCGGACGCGUCGGUCGGCGUCGGCUCGUCGACGGACCAGCGACGCAUCUCCUUCUCGUCGACCUCGACCGCGGUCAACUCGCGAAGCCACAGCGUGUUCCGCGUCUCCCAGCAGCGCCCGCAACAGGCGCGACAGUCGCAAGCGACGACGACGUCGACAGCGCCCCUAACGGCGGCGAGCCGCGGCCAUGCAAGACAGCCGCAGUCGCAACCCGGGUCGCGGCAACCGGCAAGGAAGGCUUCGGAAGCUGAGCGCGUCAACCGCUUCGUCAACACUUCGCGCGGAGGGUCGAAGCGAUGACUAGGCGGCGGACGAACUGCGCGGCUGAUCGGUGUCGUUCGCUUCUGGAAGAGAGCGUUCGAUACCGAUUCGGCGAUGGUCGUAAGAAGCGAGGCCUCCUGCUGCUGGUCAUCUUGGGAAUGCGAAGCCGUGUAAAGAAAGACUUGUUCGCUGCAGACCGCAUAGUCCAUAAUAGUAGAACGCGCAGAGAGAUGGCACGUGAUCGGUGAGUGAGUGUCUCGAUCGGUGUCUCGAAAAAUUUAACGAACUCAAAAUGUAAAGAAACUGGGAGAAGGUUGACUGUUCGCGUCCCUCGCCGGUCGUGAAAAAGAAAGUUAAGUCGUAUCCUUAUGCUAUAGCGUAAAAAAAAAAAAAGAAAAAAGAAACACCUGCCAUAAAGUUGUCAAUGUACGUAAUUCGAGUUACCGCAUUUAUUGUUUCGAGUAAAUAAUAUAUGUCGUGAUCUUUUCUAUAAAGUAAGCCUAUAGUUCAUGUAGACCUCCAUUUGUUUCUUUCCCACGUCCAUUCGCUCUUCACGGUCGUUUUUCCCUUCCCUAAGCGUAGGGUACCCAACCAGGCGCUUUUCUGGUUAAUAUAUCUCCCUUCCCCCUUUCUUUUUUUCCUCCUCCUCCUUGUCGAGGUGUUGAGGCUGCAUAAUAUUUUUAUUCCAACAACGGGUCCUCGUGUUUGACGAUAUCUGUCGUUAAAGAAAUAAAUGCCAAUUUCUAGCCGUACAUGUGUACCUUGGGGCGUUAGCAUUAAGAAAGUACCUAAAAUGUGGUAUCAAGGUAUAAAUACGAUUGCAGACGGAACUACCCGCAGCCUCUUGCAGAAUAAAUCAAGAAAUUGAUAUCAGGUACCAAGGCGUUUCGCAACUAUGAGCCAUGGUAUAAGGUGUACGUACUAUACUGCGUUUUGAUAGCUGGAUUUAGUGCCAGGUGCUACGAUAAAUUCUUUAUAUCGUUCCCAUUAACCCUCUCUCCUGUCAAUGAUAGCCACCGUGUUCAUGCUUUGCGUCGUGCAUUUUCGCAAUGAAAGCGCGUUGCAAAUGAGGCUUUUUUCUUCUGUGGCCUCUUUUGCACAUUAGAGUAUAGGCUAUCAAAUAGAUUCAGCCUACGAGUAGGAAUUACUCCGAAGCAUUCAGCGAUAAAUUAUUAUUGAAGUCAUCUGUAAAGGUAAUUAACGUGUAAACACGGUUGGCCGUGAACAUAGUAGUAAUGAAGCGUUCGAGUAAAAACCGUGGGUUUUAGAAUCUAACGUCUACUUACCAUACGUUAAUUUACCGUUAUAUUAUGUUAAAUGCCUCAACUCCAGGUAAUUGUAUACCGACCGUUCCUCUUCGAUUUUUUUUCUCACGAAACGUGCGUUUCAUGUACACAUCGAUUUAUAUACUGUAAGACUAACUUUCUAAUUAAAGAAAUAACUUUAGAAAUUCUUACCUGAAAGAAAAAAGAACAAGCAGAAGUCGCCACUAAACGCUUCGGGACUUCUAAUACGUCAUUUUUCACCUUGCCUUAUUUCGAGGAAGGCUUUCAUUGGUCUUGACUAUUUCUCCAUUCUUUAUGUGUGUCAACUGAUUAGGGUGAAAUAACGUUUAGCUACCGCGUCCGUCCUUACAAUGUCGAUUCUUCACCGUCUAUACAAAGCCACGCUGACUGUACACAGGCCAUCUAUAGCCCUUGACCGCGGUUCGUGCGCACUGUUUCCGUCUUGCGCCUGAAGCAUUCGCCCAAAGGCAACGCCUAUCGCGGCGAGGAUAUACAGAUGACGCCGAGGUGCGUCGCCAACUGUGAAUGCAAAAUAACUUAUUCUUGGGCUGGUUGGUUGACGCUUGG
This is a messenger RNA of Dermacentor silvarum, 3552 nucleotides long. RefSeq lists its product as uncharacterized. Lineage: Eukaryota; Metazoa; Arthropoda; Arachnida; Ixodida; Ixodidae. The record is from RefSeq and is a predicted model, not a curated record. The transcript has 10 exons. Bases 5 to 1738 code for a protein of 577 amino acids.